This is a messenger RNA of Thecamonas trahens ATCC 50062, 807 nucleotides long. RefSeq lists its product as uncharacterized. The record is from RefSeq and is a predicted model, not a curated record. Lineage: Eukaryota; Apusomonadida; Apusomonadidae. The coding region runs from base 1 to 792 and encodes 263 amino acids. The transcript has a single exon.
AUGCACAAACAAGCUCUGCAUCAUCGGCCAGACCAUCUGACACAGACGGGCGCCCCGUUCAAGGGAGUUUCUGAGACAGCGCGUGCGUACCGCGGCAUCGACGUGACGCAGACGGCAGGCAACGUUGGCGAGGUUGACGCCGAGGUGGCCGUUGCCGCCGCUCAGCGGCCGAGGCUCCCAUUCCGCGGGCGGACAACGACGCAGGACGCUUAUGCAAGCGGACAGGCUGGCAGAAUCAAUCCCCAGAUUGGAGCGCCCAUUCAGAAGCUGCACGGCCGGCCGACGGUUGACGUGAGCCUCCGAUUCCGCGGUGUAACGGCGACACAGGCGGCGCAUUCGCCACGGGCGCUGGCGGCGCCGCCGACCUCGUCGGACGGCGGCGCGUCUGGAGCUGUGGGAUCUGCUGCUGGUCAGAGUCCGGCUGAGCCCCCUCUUCGCCCUGGCUACCCAUUCCAGGGCCGAUCGACAACACAGGAAGCGCUUGCGGCCGUGGCAGCGGCAGCAGCGGCGUCAGAUGACUCGACGGGCGCGAUGCUCCGGGGCGUGAGUGAGCCGAGCCUUCAUCAUGAAGCUGAUCAUCUCACUGAUCCCAAUGCCUCUUUCCACGCAGUCUCCAGCUACCAGGCUCAGUACCGGGUGCACAAGGCCUCGGCCUACGCCGGCGAGCCUGCGCCUGUUGUUGCGCCUGUGGCCAUCCAGCGGCCGUUCCGCGGCGUCUCGACGACGCAUGCGGCACAGCAGAUGGCGCAGCUGAUGGCGGAGACGCGGCCGCUCCCGAACGCUUGGGUGUAAACGAUGUCAAUUCGA